This is a messenger RNA of Melozone crissalis (California towhee), 11538 nucleotides long. Its product is annotated as hydrocephalus-inducing protein-like. The transcript has 59 exons. Gene Ontology annotation, biological process: axonemal central apparatus assembly; cilium movement. Gene Ontology annotation, cellular component: axoneme. The record is from RefSeq and is a predicted model, not a curated record. Bases 81 to 9938 code for a protein of 3285 amino acids. NCBI's taxonomy places the organism in Eukaryota, Metazoa, Chordata, Aves, Passeriformes, Passerellidae.
GCUCUCCCUCCUCUCUCUCGCCUCUCCAGUCGUCAACAGGUGCCCUGAAACCGAGCUCGUUUGAGGUUUCCCCACCAGAGAUGGUAUUUGAGAACAUUGUCGCUCAUGAGGUUUAUGAGAUGGCGCUGUCUCUCAUGAAUAAGGACAAGUUUCCUCAGGUGGUGAAGGUCUCCAUGGAGAGCUCACCUUACUUCCAGCUCAUGAGCUCCAACAACGCGUACCGUGUCGUGCUGCCGGGCACCUCUGUCCCUGUGCGCGUCCGCUUCACCCCUGACGAGAGCAAGGAUUAUUCCCACGAGUUCGUCUGCGUCACUGCAAGGGAAAGGAUUGUUGUGCCAAUUGUGGCCAUUGGUGCCCGAGCUGUGCUGGACUUCCCUGCCCAGCUGGACUUCUCCAAGUGUCCAGUCAAGGUCAGCACCCAGCAGACUCUGCUGGUGCGCAAUGUCGGUAACCUGAAAGCUCGGCGGCGCAGUUUGCUGCACUCACCGAGCCAGGUGAGGCUGGAAAAAUUCACGGAGGAGAAAAAAUCAGAGGAGGACAAAGAUGAAGAUGGCGCUGCCCUCCUGACCAGCAUGGCCCAGGAGAAGAUGGCAGAGGUGCAAGAAGACUCCAUGAUGUUCUCCGAUGACAUUUUUUUCAUUGAGCCAAUGGUGGAACUGAUUAAUGAAGGAGCUCUUGAUGCUCCCUUCAUCUAUAUCCCUUCAACCACCAACGUGGGCUCCUGCUUCAAGUUUGAGCCCGAGGAGGGCAUCAUUGCAGCAGGUGGGAACCAGACUAUUCAGAUCGCCUUCAGUGCCACCGUGCUGGGGAGCUUUGCGGAGGAGGUCCAGGGCAGCGUCACCGUGCCCAGCUUAGAGUUCGAUGUCGAUGAGAUCAACUUCGGUGAGAUCUCCUUUGGCUUUCCCCACACGCAGUGCUGCCGCCUCACCAACAGCUCCCCGGUGCCCGUGACGUUCCAGCUCCGCAUCGUGAUGGAUUUCUACCGGAGAAUGCUGGUGGACCUGGAGGGUUUUGGCAAGGGAGUGACAGCACUGGUCAUCACAGCCAGGUGUCUCGUUCCUGAGCUGCGAGUGUACCCUGAAAUCCUGCUGUACGAUGAGUGCCACCUGAAUGUGCCAUACGAGAGGAAGUUCCUCAUUGAACGCAAGGAGGACUCUCCUGUGCUCUACAGCAGCCCCAAGCCCUGUGGGAUCGUCCAGCCUCACAGCUUUGCCGAGAGACCAGAAUUACGGAGCACUGGACAGCUGGCACAAAUCUACCCAAGUCCCAGGCUGAUAGAGUUUGGCAAGAUCCCAGCACUACAGCCUACUUCACGAAGUCUUACCCUCUUCAACAAAGGUCAUGUCCCUACAGACUUCAGGAUGGAGGUUGUUCGCAAACGCCACUGCUGUACCGUUGAACCCAGCGAAGGAGUGAUCCCUGCUGGGGGUGAGGUGCCUGUGACUGUCACAGCAACCCUGGAUGACAGGGGGCUUUUUUCUGUCCCUGUCCGGGUGUUCAUUGGGAGCAGCCUUAGCACCGCCUUCGGGCUGGUGGCUUUGGGCACUGGCACCACAAUUGUCAUAGACAAGCCAUUCAGCCCAGAGCUCAACCUGGGAUACCAAUUCAGCCUGGUGCCCUGUAUUCGUCAGUUCAAAGUAACAAACAGGGGCCACCAUUUCCAUCGGCUCUUCUGGAGUGUGGAAUGCUACAGCCCAUCUGAGCAGGAGAGCCAGAGUGUCUCAGCCCUCAGCAGCCCCAAGGAUGAUUCCCAGAGCCCCAAACGUGCCGAGCCUUUGUUUGGGCUGGAGCCGCUGUCGAUGGACCUGCAGCCAGGCCGCUCUGAGGACAUGGUGCUGCGAGGCUUCUCCAGCAUCGCACAGAGCCUGUGGUGGGUGGCGGGUGCUGAGCCAGUGGAGGGCAUUUGCCGGAUGCUCUGCCACCACCCACUGGUGACAAGUGACUCUCGCACGCAGGAGGUGCAGGAUUAUGUGAUGUGUGAAGCUGUCAGUAUGGCAACCGGCAGGACUGAGAAGAUAAUGGAGACAGUCAUUACCUGCAAGUUUAUUCACCCUUCUAUAGAACUGUCAGCCAGACACUUCUCUUUCCAGGUGACCAAGAAACCCAGUGAUGUCCUGAGGCUGCACUACCAGCCUUUGGCCAUAAAAAACACCUGCCUGCUGCCACUGGACCUUAUGCUGGGCUUGGAGCAGCCAUUCCUGGUCUGUGAUAAGGAGAAGCAGCCCCUCCCAGUUGGCCAGCCUGUGAGAGUGGGUGUAGGGGAGACCUGCCAUCUCUACAUCGCAUUCGACCCAGCUUAUAAACUGGAUUUUAAGAGCUGGAAAACAGAGAAGCUUCUGAAGAUAGACAUGGUCAGGGGCCAUCCUCUUGUGGAGCGUAUCAUCCUUCGGGGAGAAGUGCACUUCCCAAAUCUCCAAAUGCAAAGUGCGUUCUCUGAAGAUAACCAACUGCAGCCCACUGCCCGUCCAGUACCACUGGUCAUUCCAUUCCAAGAGCCAGGUUUACAGGUUGAGGUGCCACGGUAUUACAGCCCACUAGAGUUGGUGGGAACCAUGCCCCCCAGGGAUGUACUGCACACUCCCGUGGCCACGGAGGAGGUUUUCAGUAUCCUGCCACUGUCAGGUGUGCUGCAGCCAGGAGAGAGCCAGCAGGUCUCCUUCACCUUCUGCAGCCAUUUCAACACCAUCUCCUAUGUCACGGCGCUGUGCUACGUGGAGGGAGGCCCCACCUACGAGGUGAUGCUGACUGGGGAGGCCUCAUGCAUCAGCUACUCCGUGAGCCCCCGGGAGACCUACUGUGGCUCUCAGCUGUUUAAUGAAAUUCAUCACAGCAAUGUCACCCUGGAGAACACCGGCAAGAUGGAAUUCAGCUGGGUGCUAAACCCUAGCCCUGCAGACCAGCGUCUGCCUGGUGUGUUUCUGGUCAACCCCACCACUGGCUCCAUUGCACCUGGUGAGAAGCAAGUGCUGGAAUUCUCUUACAUGCCAGGAUUACCAGGAGCCUUCAGCAGGACUUACCAUCUUAAAGUGGGUGACCUGGAACCAGAAAAUAUCUUCCUGAAAGGAGAAGCAUCCUUUCCCAUGAUCACUUUGAACCUGCCCUGGACCAUCAAAGGAGAUGAAACACAUGAGAAGUCUCUGACACAGCCCGUAAAACCGCUGCAACAACACAGUCAGAGGAGUAAAUCAGGUGCUCGGAAGAAGACUCAGAGCCUGAAGACUGAGACCUUGAAGUCUCAGACCGCAGAAGCUCAGACUCCAAAGAGUCUGAUUCCGAAGACUCGGGACCUGCAGCCCAGCGUGCUUGCCUCUGGCACUGCAACAAACACUCAGUUGCAGUUAAACAUGGUGAGGAACCUGGUAGUGAAGGCUGCUGUGGAGCUGCAGGAACAGUUCAUGUCCCUACCCCCGACGAGCAGCUUCCCUGACAAGGAGCUGUGCCAGAGCCUUGUCAAAGUUGAGGUGCCCGAGUAUGUCCUGGACAUGGGCACUGUCCGUAAGGGUUUCACUGAGAGAAGCACUCUGGAGAUCACCAACCAUGGGCAGAUCCCAGUGUCCUUCCAGAUCCAUGUAUCUGUCCUGGAGAACACAGGUUUCAGCGUGGACCUGGACACGGUGGAGGGCCUGCCCCACAGCUACAUCAAGACAUUUGACGUGCGCUUUGAAAGUGCCCGGCGGCCACGGGGUGACGUGGAUGUGGUGCUGCCCAUAGAGGUGACAAAAGGCCCCACAUAUAACAUCCGUCUUCAUGCCACUGUGUCUGAGCUGUCAAUCGAACUUUCCAAGAACAUUGUGCACUACUCUGCUGUCGUUGUUGGGCAGUACAAGGUUGAGACAGUCCACCUCUACAACUGGUUCCGAGUACCCUGCAAAUGGUCCAUCAAGCCUGUUCAGAAGACCAAUCACUGCAAAUACAUGACACCAGCUGUUCGUCAGAAGCAGCAGGCGCUGGAGUAUGAGCCCUGUCCCUUUGAAGUGAAGCCCUCCAAAGGAACCCUUGAUCCAGGAAGGUGCCAGAACCUGAAAAUCAAAUUUACACCCAAGGAGGAGAGGUCUUACAGUAAUGAGCUGGAGCUUAACAUUUUUGGGAGCAGCAAUCACUUCAAGCUGUACCUCUCAGGACAAGGUCUGGAGCCACGGCUGGAGUUCAGCCCCCCAGAACUAGAGAUGGGAUGGAUGCUGGUGGACAGUGAUGGGAUGGAGGCCACAGUGGUGGUGAAGAACCCAUGCAACUUCCCCAUUGAGUUUUACGCCCUGGAUUUUGAUGAGCAGUACCUUGAGAAGAAGAUCCUGCGGAUGGCAGAGGAGUCUGAGGAUCAUGAAGCACAGAAGUGGCUGAAGGCAGAGCUCAAGGCCAGGGCUGAGGCUGAGGCCAAGGCCAUGGGCAAGGCAGCGGCAGCACGUCACAGAGCUAUCACCUUCCAUCCUGAGUCCGUGGCGAAAGUGGCUGGGAUUCCUUUCUCUCGGGCUGUCCUGCGCCACCCGGGCACUGCCCCGUCCUCAUGGAGGCGCGAGGCGCAGCCCCACCGAGGGAUUGUUGUCAUCGUCCAUGGGCCGCCGCGGGCAGGUAAAAAGCUCACUGCUCAGAGCAAGAAUAAAGAAGCCGCUGAGGAAAACAUCUACAAGAAGUAUGCCAAAGGCAAGAACCUUCCAGCACAAAAGAAGGAGCCAGCCAAGGUAAAGGGCACCAAGUUCACAGUUUCCACUGCUCCUGCGCCCCAGCAGCUGAGCAUCGUCAGCAGUCGUGGGGAAAAGCUGAACUGCUUGAGCUGUGUGCUGCCCGAGGAGCUGCUGGUGGACAUCCUCAGUGAGAGGCUGCAGCGUAAAGACUGCUACAAGGGAGUGGUCUUUGAUGGCUUGGAGAGCCUCUUUGCAAGCAGCCUGGAAUCUUCUCUGCUCUGUGUACUCAGAGCUGUCAAGAACUGUCAUCAUAUCUACGUGGUGAACCUGCAGCAGGAUUAUGCUUCUUGGAAAGCCAAGAACAAAGCUGAAAGAAAGAAGAAGGAAGCUCAAAGAGAGAAGGAAGUGGAUGAGGAUGAGUAUGAUGCCCUCCCUGAGGAGAAGAAAGCAGAAGUGGAUAAAAUAUUACAGGAAAGGAAGAGAACACAGACGAAGGGGGAGCUGAAGCAGCCAGCUCAAAAGCUUGAGGAGGAGGCAAAAGCCUUAGAGGAGGAAAAGAGGCAGAAGGAGGAAGAGAAGCCAAAGAAGGAAAAGAAAGUCUCCUUCGGGAAUCAGCCUGCAAAACCAGAGAAGAAGGAAACCAAAGCCCCAGAGAAGGGGGCACCCAAAGCCCCACAGAAGAGGGGAACCAAAGCCCCACAGAAGAGGGGAACUAAAGCCUCUGGGAAGGGGAAAACCAAAGUCCCCAAGGACCCAGCUGAGAUCUUGAUCCUGAGGUUUCAGAUCUAUGAGUCAUCACAGCAGGACAUGGCAAAGGUUUUCUCCUACUGGGACAGGGUUCAGGGUACCGUGCAGUUACCCGUGAUCCAAAAGGGAAACAAGUCCCAGCCUGCAGCUGGAAACAAAGGUUGGAAGACCAGUAAGCCUCAGGAGAAGGUGAAGAAGCAGCCUAAACCAAAACAUGAAGGCCAAAGGAGUCUUCAGUCAUCUCAGCUGAGGACACAAAGCAAAGUUGCAGAAGGGGCAGUCAGAGACAAGCAUGUCGGGGUGCCGUGCUUGGACAUCCAGGUCACAGAUCCGAAGGCCAUGAUUGGGGAGAUCCUGGGGGAUGGGAAGCUGCCAACAGAAGACCAGCUGCUGAAACAUCUGGGACUGCAUCCUGACGGCGCUCCCCUUGCCCCUGGUGCUGCGCUCUCCACAGUCGAGUACCCAGAGGCCAAGGCCCCAGAUGCAAAGGGCAGUUCUGCUGAGAGGCAGCCAAAGAGGGGUAAAGUGGUCAGCAGUGUCAGGUCUGCAAAGGAGAAGCAGAUCUCCACACAGAGAACAGAAAGCUCCCAGGAUUCCUCUGUAACAAGAUCCCAAAGUCCUUUGAAAGUGCUGGAAAGAGCCUCAACCCCUGCAGCAUUCCUCAGGCUGAAACGGUACCGGUGGAAAGUGCCUGCCCACGGUGAGGUGGAACUGAAGGUCAACUUCUUCACCAAAAAGCCAGGGAAGUUUGAGCAGACAAUGAAGUUUGAGAUCGUGCUGUCAAAGCGCCAGUACGAGCUGCCCUGCAGUGUCACCGGCCUGUACCCCAGCAUCAUCCAGAACCCACGGCUGGUGUUUCCACACUGGAGGGAGACCAUGGAGGAGGAUGAAGUCAUCUUCAAAGAAUAUGUUGAGAGCACAAAGCAAUUCCACUUUGGACCGCUGCUGUGUGGGAAGUCAAGGGAGUGGUACGAGGCCCAGAACUGUCCCGGCAACUCAGAGAAGCUAACCAUCCUCAACAACUCCCCCAUGGUCAUAGAGGUCCACUUCUCUUUUGAGAAAGAUUGGAAAACAAGGACCUUCGUUGCGGACCCUCGCCGCAUGACCCUGAAACCAAAGGAGAGGAAGGAGCUGACCAUUUGGGCAUACCCCACCUCCCCUGGCUUCCUGGAAGACAAGCUCAUCUGCAGCAUUAGGAAGAACCCGGAGCCAGUGGUCUUCAGCCUAUGCUGCCAUGGGGUGGACAUGAAGCUGGAGGUCAGCCCCCUGCAGCUGUCUUUUGACAAGCUGCUUCUGCACAGGGCUGACAGCAGGACCUUGGUCCUGAAAAACAACACCCUACUGCCCAUGGCCUGGCAGCUCCGUGGGCUGGGUGGCCUUGUUGAGGACUUCUCCUUGUCACAAGAUAAUGGCAUCCUUGAUCCCCACUCAGAGUUUCAAGUGACACUGCAUUUCAAGGCUGAGCGCAUUGGCAGCAUUGAGAAGAUCCUGCGACUAGAGGUUUCAGAUACAGAAAACAUCCUGGGGAAUUUUCAGGCUGAAAACAUCAAAAUCUCUGCAGAGGUCUAUGAAGUUUCUCUGAGCAUUGACAUGCCUGAAGGUGCAGAUGGAAGCUUGGAAUUUGGAACCAUUAAUGUCCUGGAUAAAGUGAAGAAAGUCCUGAGUCUACAGAACAAAGGGGUAUACAACAUUGAGUACAGUUUCACGCUGAAGGGUGCAGGUCCCAAGAUGCAAGACUUGACAUCCCACUUCACUGUUGAGCCUCAGUCAGGCGUGCUGAUUGCAUCCCGGCCUGGUGAGAAGGUUGAGAUGCUCUUCCACCCCACCAGUGAAAUGGUCCUCAAGAACAAUCCCAUCCUGUACUGCCAGGUGGCAGAUGCCAGCCCAGGUCGAGGACGCCCGGCUGUUGCCAACAUCCCAGUGAGGGUGUCGGCCGAAGCGGAGUACAGCAAGUACAGCAUUGUGCCUGCCUCACCCACGGACUUCGGAGCCAUGAUCGUGGGCACCAGGAAGACCCGGAGUGUUGUGCUGAAGAACAUAGGCAUGGCCAAUUUCCAGUUCUGCAUCCGCCAAACACCCAUGCUUGCAUGUGCGUUGGAAAGCAAAAGUUCAAAGCAAAGGAAAUCUGCUCCAUCAGCUACAAAGCGCUCGACAGGAAAGGAAUCAAGCUUCUCAACACCGGUGGGUAACUCCUGCUGCCCAGCAGUGCUGCUGCAGGGGAUACUGGGUGCUUGGGCCCAGCUGGAGGCCACGGCAGGACAUACUCUUUGCUGGGGUGCUCAAGGCACAGCUGUUAGCCAUCAGCCUCCUCUGGAACUUUUUCUGCAGAGUCACCUCAAUCUUGGCGCGUUCACGGUGUCCCCCUGCUGUGGCUCCAUCCGUCCGUGUGGCCUGCAGGUGAUCAAAGUGGAGUGCCUCGCAGGGCAGGAGGGGACCUGUGAGCAGCAGCUCUACAUCGACAUCAUGGGCAGAGACCCCAAGGACAACCCCCUCGGCAUUCCCUUCACCCUGGUUGUCGAGUCCUGCCUCCCAGCACUCGUUCAGGAUGUCACGUCAGUCUUCAAGGACUACCCGAUCUGCAGCAGCACCGACCUUGAGUACAAGCUGCAGUCGCUGGAAGGCAUGGGCCUGUUCGUCAGAGAUGAGAACAGAUUCGUUUUCAACAAGGUUCUGGUUGGGCAGGAGGCAGAAGCUCAUUUCAGAAUUUGCAAUGCAGGCCGUCUGCCAUGUGACGUGGCCCUCUCCAUCCUGCCUGGAGAGGAACAAAUCCCUAUCAACAAUAUUUUCAAUCUGGAUCCUAUCAAGAUGUCCAUUCGUGGCUCAUCCUCUGCCAUUGCUACGGUGACCUUCACCCCGCCAGACAAGCAGAGCUACGACUGCACCUUCAAGGCUUCCCUUGUCAUCCCCAAAGGCUCUGUGGAAAUUCAACCCCAAAUCCUGACCUUCACCAUCAGUGGGAAGGGGCAGGAGCUGCCGGUGACAGUUGUGCGCCCAAAUGUUCGCAGCAAGAGGGGAACGGCCGUGCUGCGCUUCAAGAGGCUCCAGCUGGAGCAUUCAGAGAUGCUCCCCCUGGUCCUCCGUAACAGUGGCACCAAAUCUGUCAAGUUUAUGUUACAGCUGGAGGAUGAGCACGGAGCGUUCUCCUUGAAAGGCAGGGCCUUCACAUUCAAGACAGUCCUCACUGGAGAUAUGGAAGAGGACUCCGUCAGAAACGAGACCAAGCCCCCAAAGCAGACUUUCAUCCUUCUGCGUCAUGGGCAAUCGGCACAGUUUAAGGUCAUUUUCAAACCCACCCUGGCUCAACGUGUGGAAGGGAAGAUUGCUCUGGUAGUGGGGGACAUCUGCAUGACCCUGGUUGAGCUGGUGGGUGAAGGCCACAACGACGAAUUCACCCUCGAUGGAUUAAAGGAAGACACCCAGGAGAGGAAUGCUAAGAGCAGUCUGAGGAAAGACAUCAUUGAUGCUGUCAGAGUGAACCACAUCGAGUUUGGGCACUGUCCUGUCGGGAAGCGCUGCCGCAGGACCUUCACCAUCACCAACCGCACCCUUACGCAGGCCAUGCGCUUUGAGUGGGAUGCAGACGCCCCAUUCCAGUUCUCCCCCAAGGUGGGACACCUCCAUCCUGGCUGUGCCAAGGGCAUCACAGUGAUCUUGAGAUCAGAUGUCCCAGUCACCUUCAGAAGGCACCUUGUGAAAUGUAAGGUGACCAAGAUCAACUUUGAGCUGCCACCAAGGAAGGUUCUAGACUGGGACGACCAAAUGCGCACUGUGACGUUGAAGGAUACCACGUGGAAAGACCCAGCAGCCAGGUGGCCUAAAAAAGAGAAGGUGGUUGAGCCAGUCCUGGAACCAGCUCACACUGUGGUGGAGGAGAGCAGCCAGGAGGCUGAGGUGUACCUCAGUGCUGUUGUUGCCCACGCCCAGUUCAAACUGAGCACAACCGUGGUUGAGUUCAAGGAUACCUUGCCCUUCCAGACAAGGACAGCCUUUUUCAGGCUAUACAACACAGGGAAGAUAGCCCUGGAAUACUCCUGGGAGGAAGCUGGAGAUAGUGAAGCAGCGAUGAGGAGUGCUCUGGCACGUAAUUUCCUCUCCUCUGAAACUUUAAGGCGUUGCAGAAACCUGCUGCAUCGUUUUGGGUGGCAGCAGGACCAUGAAACUCAGGCUUUUGAGCUGCAGCUGCUGCAGCGGCUGGCCAAGCACCUGCAGGAUUCCAAGAGGCAGCAGUUUGAAGAGCAGGACCAUCCCAAGAAGCUGCGCAACUCAAAGCGCGUUGGUUCCGCCCUGGAAAUCUUCCCAGACGCCAUCUAUGACCUGCCACUGUUCUCCAUCAAGCCCUACCACGGCAUCAUCACUCCUGGCCAGAAGCAGGCCUUUCAAGUGCAGUUCUCCCCAAAGUGCGCGGGGAUGUUCCAGACCACCCUGCUGUGCAGAAUUUCUAACCUGAAUCCAACUGAGAAGAUGAGGCAGGUGACUGUGAAAGGCAGAGCCUUGGAGCAGAAGAUUCUUGGUAGGGCAGACGGAGAAAGGCCAGGGAGCCAAGGAUCAGGUGCCCUGGAAACCAGCACCUGAGGGCCAGCAUUUGUGUCAGCUGGAGCUCCUGCAGGAGGCAGCAACAUCGUGCCUUCUGCUGCUGCUGGUCUCCCACCCUCCACCAGAGACCUCUGCAGCUACCCUUCCGAGCUCCAGUGAAGACCUCUAGCCAACCUUUCAUCACCUACAUAACUGUUUAUUAGAUUGAUAAUAAUUCAUUUUCGACAAUUAAUUGUUAAUAAACAAUUGUUAAUACAUGAUUAACCGUCAGCUUGUCUUGGUUGGAAAGACAGGUGUCUGCGGGACCUCUCUGGAAUGGAAAAUGUGACCUCCUCCUCUCCAAAUUAUUAUAACUUUGAAAUUAAGGGGCUUUCAGGCAAAGAUAUGGGAGAAGUUCUUUGCCAGUAUGUACAACAAGGCAAACAAACAACAACGCUGGCAGCAACAACAAACAGAAGCAGAUACCCAACCACAGCCUUCCUUCGGCUGCAGGCACUUUCCCUUUGCUGUAGUUCCAGUCACAGCUGGCAGGAAAGGGAGGCAAAUAAUGAAUAAAGCAAUUGCUACAGUAAUUCUAAUUAAGCUACACCAAGGAAUGCACUGGAGAGCUCAAGCACUGUAUGAUCAAUUCUGAAGAGCUUAUUGCUGUGAGGGAGUCUCUGCAGUAGCCAAAUAGUGACUGGACAAUGAAGUUGUUCAAAGAUAAAUAAGUGAUGAGAAAACACCCUAGUGAGGGAAGAGCCCUAGCCCUUAGACCCUUUCAAAAUAUGCAAAUACAUUAGACUGAGUUCCCCAAAAUACAGAGAUGGAAAUAUCUUCUUGGAACAGUUGAUCACCGCACCCACUGGGAGCCUUUGCUAUCUCAACUGCAACUACCUCCAAAGUGGCUAAGAUGCUAUUAGAACAAAUCAUUCCUAGAUAUGGAAUAACUGAAAGAAUGGAUUCAAGUAAGGGAACACACUUGACUUCAAAAAUUUUACGUUCUAUGUGUGGUAUUAGACAUAAAUUGGAAAUUCCAUACCCCGUGGCACCCUCAAAGCUCUGGAUGUGUGGAGAGAAUGAAUGCUGUCCUUAAGAACCAUAUUACCAAAUUAAUGAUUGAAACCAAAUUAGCAUUAUUACGGAUCAGAACUGCUCCAAGAAAGGACAUAGGAAUUUCUCCCAAUGAAAUAUUACUUGGGUUACCUAAUCUGGGAAGGUAGAGCUGAAACUAAUGACUUCCAUCUCAGAAAUUAUUGCAGGCAAUUACAGCUGGUGCUUUGAAGAGUUGUUUUUUUCAUAAGAUGUUUACCAAAGGGUGUCUUCUUAAUUAGCAGAUGGUGUGACAAGGUGUUGAUUAAAAGACCAAUCAGGUCCACCUCUAUCAGAAUGGUGUAUAAAAGAAUGCAUUUCUAAUAAACUCAGAUAUUAGCUAUGCACUAAGAACCAGAGGAAGUAGCCUCACAUUGAGAGGAAAUUCAGGUUAGAUUUUAGAAAAAAAAAUUUCACUGUUCAGGUGUUCAGGCCUGGGAACAGGUUGGCCAGAGAGGGGGUGGAGUUGCCAUCCCUGGAGCUGUUAAAGAGGCCUCUGGAUCUGACCCUGGGAAAUGGUUUAGUGCUUUAGCGUUUGCAGUGUCAGUGCUGGGCUGACGUUGAACUG